UCGGCCGAGGAACGCUUCCCACAUUUUAAGGAUUAUUUCGAGGGGCGACCGGGUGUGUCUUGACUUGGAGCAAUCCGGACCUUUGAUGGAACCGGUCCAGAUUUAGCAGAGGGUGGAAUUCAUAUGCUUUUCUCCAGAUUCCCCUUUUCGGCUGAUGGAGAUUCAGUAAGGAAGUUUAGAACGAUGAUCAAAGACAUCAAGGAGAUGGUCCCUCUUAUGGGGACCAAGAAGCUGAGUCCUCAGGAGACUGCGGCGGCGGCUGGCCAGGAUAAGAGGACAGCCGAAGGUACCCCCAUCAAGAAGAGGCAGAUCCCAAAUGCCACACCUCACCUGGGCAGUUCUCACUUUUUUCUGGAGAUCGAAGCCUUUGAAAGCAACACAUCCCCAAGCCGGACGUCUCCCCCCAUCUUCUCAAAGCCCAUGGACUCCAACAUCCGCCCCUGUGCCUCCGCCAACUGUGAGGAUAUGGAUUCCCCCCAAUCAAUCCAGGAUGACAUAACAGAAUAUACCCCAAAUGCUGAGAGUUGUUGCACCAACUCAACCCAAAACGCUCAGCCGAACAGUCGCCGCAAGAAGCUGAAAAAAUACCUCUUCCAUGCAGUUUCGGAAGGAAAUCUGGAGGACCUGCAGAGUGUCCUGGCAGAAUUGAAGGAUCGGUCCCAGAGGUGCCAAAAUCUGACUGUCCAAGAAUAUCUGAUGAAUAAGAUGACCUCCUCAGACACCGGGAAAACCUGCCUAAUGAAAGCUUUGUUGAACAUCAACCAGCACACCAAGGAAGUUGUGAACAUGCUGCUCUCGUUUGCAGAAGAGAACCAAAUCCUAGAAAAGCUUAUUAAUGCAGCCUACACAGAGGAAGCCUAUAGAGGACAGACGGCUCUAAACAUUGCCAUUGAAAGACGUCAAUAUGACAUCACUCAGACCCUGAUUGAGAAAGGCGCCGACGUCAACGCCCAUGCCCAGGGCGUGUUCUUUAAUCCCAAACGCAAACACGAAGGGUUUUAUUUCGGCGAGACCCCUCUGGCGUUAGCGGCCUGCACCAACCAGCCGGACAUCGUGCAGCUCUUGAUGGAGAAUAGCAAGAUGGACAUCAUGUCUCAGGACGCGCGGGGGAACAACAUCCUCCAUGCGCUGGUGACCGUGGCAGAAGACUUCAAGACCCAGAAUGACUUUGUCCGGCGGAUGUACGACGCCAUCCUCUUGAAAAGCAGAAGCCGAGAGUUGGAGAUGGUGAAGAAUAAAGACGGUUUAACGCCUCUGCAGCUGGCGGCAAAAACAGGGAAGUUAGAGAUUCUGAAGUACAUCCUCAGCCGAGAAAUCAAAGAGAAAUCCAUCCGAAGCCUUUCCAGGAAGUUCACCGACUGGGCUUAUGGCCCCGUCCAGUCCUCCCUUUACGACCUCACAGAAUUGGACACCACUUCGGACAAUUCAUUACUGGAUAUCAUUGUCUAUAAUACUAAUAUUGGGAAUCGUCACGAAAUGCUGGCUCUGGAACCGCUGCAUUCCUUGCUCCGGAUGAAGUGGAAGAGAUUUGCUCGCCACGUAUUCUUCAUCUCCUGCGGCCUGUACUUCAUCUACAACCUCAUUUUGACGUUGAUCUCCUACUACAGGCCUCACACCAAGCAGCUUCCACCGUUUCCUUUGGCAUUGAUCGGAGACCUGAAUUGGCUGCAGCUAUCAGGACAAGCCAUGGUUAUCUUGGGAGCCGUGUUUAUUGCUAUUAAAGAGAGCGUAGCCAUUUUCUUAUUACGGCCAUCCGAUCUACAAACAAUUCUUUCAGAUGCCUGGUUCCAUUUUGCCUUUUUCAUUCAAGCGGUGCUGGUGAUCGUCUCGGUCUUCCUCUACCUUUUCUCCUACAAAGGACACCUGCCCUGCCUCGUCCUGGCCAUGUCCUUAGGAUGGGCCAACAUGCUCUACUUCACUCGGGGGCUGCAAUCCAUGGGGAUCUACAGCGUCAUGAUCCAACAGGUCAUCCUGCACGACGUGAUCAAGUUUAUCGCUGUCUACCUGGUGUUUUUGUUUGGAUUUGGCGUAGCCCUGGCAGCCUUGGUGGACUCGUGUCCCGAGGACAGCAAAUGCAACGAGUACAGCGUCUUGGGCAGCAUUGAGGUCGACUUGUUCAUGCUGACCUUGGGCCUGGGUGAGCUGGACGUCCCGAAAAACGCCAAGUACCCCAUCCUGUUCCUCCUGCUGCUCAUCUCCUUCGUCAUCCUGACCUUCGUUCUGCUCCUCAACAUGCUGAUCGCCUUGAUGGGGGAAACGGUGGAAGACAUUUCGAAAGAGAGCGAGCACAUCUGGAGGCUGCAGAGAGCCAGGACGAUUGUGGAGAUUGAAAAACUUCUCCCCAAGUUUCUGAGGAGAAAAUUUGAACUUGGGGAAUGGUGCAAAGUGGCUGACAACGACACGCGGUUGUGUUUAAGAAUCAAUGAAGUCAAAUGGACGGAGUGGAAAACCCACGUGGCCUUUAUCAAUGAGGAUCCAGGAACAACAGAGUGCGGCAGAAUGCAAGACACCUCAAGGAGUAACAGCAAAACCACUCUGAACGCCUACGAAGAAAUUUACGACUUGCCAGAAACGACAGUUUAAACCGUGCAUCGCCGUGGGGCCAUUUUAGACCGCGACGGCUUCAGAGAAGUCACACGAAGGCAGGAGGCACCCCAAUCUCGUCCGUUCCCGAGCUCGGCCAGACUAGCACGGGUAACACCCCUCCAUUGCAAGAGGGUUGACUAAGAGUUGUAAGCAGGGGGGACUAAGGGUCCCAGCCUAGAUUUUUCUCAACUUCGUGGGAAGUCAAAGACUUCUUUUGUUGGUGACCUGAAGGAAAUACAUUUCAGAUUUCAAGAGAAACCACAAUACAAAAUCUGCAGCACUGACCACGUGGAGCGUGAUUUUUCCUGGUGGAUUGGGACCUGCUCUACUGUUUGCUCUGGCAGGCUAGAGACUAAGCGAAGGGGGUCAGGAUGAAUCCCCCCUCUCUGUCUCCUGGGUCAAUGGGAGCGUGGUCUGCCUGAAGGUGACCUCAAGCCAAUUUGGGCUAAUCUUGGAAACGAACCAAGAUUGAUCCUGGUUUGUCCUCAGAUGCGAAAGAAGAAGCCCUUUAGGAGAAACAUCUGGAGGGUGGAGAGGGCAGAGGUUCGCUGCACCAUUAUUGCUAAGGACACUUCCUGGAUAAGUGUGUUCCAGGAAUUUGCAUUUAACUUGAAAGAAACAUCACGGUUUAAAUGGUAGAUUUGAGGAGGUGGUAUCUAGUUGGGGGCAUUUUUGUACACGUGUGUG
Molecule: messenger RNA, 3273 nt
Organism: Crotalus tigris (Tiger rattlesnake)
Lineage: Eukaryota; Metazoa; Chordata; Lepidosauria; Squamata; Viperidae
Gene: TRPV3
Product: transient receptor potential cation channel subfamily V member 3
Exons: 19
Coding region: 124-2583 (819 amino acids)
Biological process (GO): calcium ion import across plasma membrane
Cellular component (GO): membrane
Molecular function (GO): calcium channel activity; protein binding
Source: RefSeq, a predicted model, not a curated record